AUGCCGUUCGUGUGUUGUCUGAGGGCUCUUGCUGGGUCUGAUGGCUCUGGCUGGCGAGUCUGGUGGCUCUGGCUGGCUGGCUCUGGCUGGCUGGCUCUGGCUGGCUGGCUCUGGCUCUCUAGCUCUGGCUCUCUAGCUCUGGCUCUCUGGCUCUGGCUCUCUAGCCCUGGCUAUUUAGUUUUGUCUCUGUGGCUCUGGCUCUUUAGCUCUGGCCUCACUGGCUCUGGCCUCACUGGCUCUGGCCUCACUGGCUCUGGCCUCACUGGCUCUGGCCUCACUGGCACUGGCCUCACUGGCUCUGGCCUGUCUCCGGCUUUCGCCUCAAACCUGGCUCUUACUGGCCGAUCUGUGACCCCGGUGGGGUUAACAGUAGCAGUCCUCCUGCUAGAAUUCGCGAAAUCUCGCUAA
This is a messenger RNA of Aspergillus brunneoviolaceus CBS 621.78, 408 nucleotides long. RefSeq lists its product as uncharacterized. The transcript has a single exon. Lineage: Eukaryota; Fungi; Ascomycota; Eurotiomycetes; Eurotiales; Aspergillaceae. The record is from RefSeq and is a predicted model, not a curated record. The coding region runs from base 1 to 408 and encodes 135 amino acids.